CCCCGAUCUUGGGCCGGCGAUACCGCAGCUACUACCCCACUGACCGGACUCGGCCUACGCUGGCAAAACCUACCACAACUUAUAAGAAUACGCACGGGAGGAACCUACGAAUUUUCUUCAUUUUUACUGCGGCUUCUCGGGACGCCAAAAAUUUCUGUCCUCGUUUCUGGAUCUCUUUCACAAGAAUACUAAGUAAUAUCGCCUCCCGUUUUCCCCAGCAAUUCUCACCCACUAAGCCUUGCCCUCCCAUUCACGGGUCUCAUAAUGCCAUUUUCUUUGACCAAGCUCAAAACAAAAGUCGGGCGCCGAUUUUCUGAUCCAGCCGAUUUUGACCGCAGCUCCUUUGUCGCUGAUCACCGCCGCAACUCCAUCGUGAUUCUUGUCACUGAGCCAGAGGCUCUGCGAGAAUCGUCCACUCUCUCCAUUCCCAGUGAAAUGGCGCCACGCUCACGUCUGCGAAGCGUUUCGAAAAAACAGGCCAAGGAACUCAUCCGCCAAGAGACAUCACAUGUGAUUCAAAAAAAGCUUUUCACACUUUUGAAAGACUUGGGACUUCAGCUACCGAUCCCUUUGAAGACUUCUGCAGGCGUGCUUAGCGCCGCGCCACUGAAACUGGUCAAAGUCUACGUUGCGAAUACCCACGACUGUGUGUACUUGGCGCCUUCGCUGGCGACUAGUUUCACGUACGAGGAUGUCGAGAAUGGUGGGAAUGAUAUCCCCGAGUCGACCUCAGCAGCAGAUAUAAAUGGUGGGCUUGAGGAAAACGUACCGUUCACAACAGAGUCCACGCCAAGGCUGAGCGUUUGCUCGAUCUCAGAUAACUCGGAAACUGGCUUACCUGACAUUUCGUCGGCGAUCAUCGAAACAAUAAGCAAGAAAAUACGGGCGCUGAAAUCGGCUAACUACUUGUGCACACAGAUCGACUCUCUGACACCGAUUCCUCAUCUUUUUGCUGUGAUCGUUGAGCUUCAGAAAGAUACUUCGAUUAAGACUAUGGAAGUAGAGUUCCUGUCCACAACAAGAACCCAGUGGCCCGUCACGGAUAGCUCCAGUCGCCAUCACUUCGAGGACAAGUUCAAGAUUGGUAAAUUGAAAUGGGAUCUCAAUUUUCAGGACGCUGACUUCUACAUCAAUGUCAACAACACCAAAGAUACGCGUCUAAGAGAUAUCGACCCACAACACUUGGCGAAAAAGACUCGGGAGUUCAGACUUGUUGACUCUCGUGAGAAAUCUAGUCACUCUUUUGAUGAGCUGUUCUCUCACAGCUCAGAGUUCUUCUCUCUGGAAGGUCUGGAACCCUCCGCCGAUAUACAAAAAGCUGGUCUUUACGUUUUCUUGCUACCGAUUUUACUUCCCCCUAAUAUUCCAGCAUCUGUUAAUACCGUCAACGGAACUCUUACACACAAACUUGCAGUGAAAUUACCAGGCCCCCAAGAAAGAUUGAGUAAAAAAACUGCUGUGAAAGCGGAUUAUAAUUUGCCUUUGGUACGAACACCUCCCUCCUCGGCAUAUUCAAUCGCUGACAAACCUAUUUAUAUAAACAGGGUCUGGAAUGACGCACUUCACUAUUCGAUCGUGUUCCCUAGGAAAUAUGUAUCCUUAGGCUCGGAACAUACCAUCAAUGUGAAACUUAUUCCCAUGGCUAAAGAUGUGAUUGUGAAGAGAAUAAAAUUCAACAUACUCGAACGAGUGACUUAUGUGUCCAAGGAUCUUUCCAAAGAAUAUGAAUAUGACGGCGACGACCCUUUCGCACGCUCUAAAAAUCCAAAAGCCAAAGAACGAAUCGUAGCUCUUUGCGAGCUUCGAACUAGAUCUAAAAAUAACUAUAAUGGGUUAGAGCCUUUCAAAGAAGAAGUAUUGAACUGUCCUGAAAAUAACUUGCUAUACUCUUGUUAUGAACAGAAAUUCUGUCGUGAAGACUCCUCAAACCCGAAAGAUAGGUCUGUUAUGGUGGCUUCCCCAUUAGAUAUCAAUAUCGCUUUGCCCUUCUUGACCUCCAGAGCUGACAAGGAACUUUUGACUUCAGGCUUUGGUGAACAUGACCGGGCAACAGAUAGCACUUUAUCAACCCCUAACUCUCGAGGUCACUCCGUUUCGAAACGGGGUCUGGUUGCGAGCCUAGAAUCUCCUUCCCUGCCAAUCAUUGGAAGUCUUGAGACUCACAUCAGUCACUCGCAUGGUGGGCAGUUUUUCUCCGACGCGGAUGAAGAUAUCCUUAAGCUUGAUUCAUCUUCAUUGCUGCCCAAGAAAUACAAUGGCAGAGAUUACGGUAUGAGUAGAGGGUACACCAUAUCUUCAAAAGCAUUGUCGCCCGACUCCAAUUUUCGCCAUAUUCAGGUUUCGCAUCGAUUGCAAGUAUCGUUCCGUAUCUCCAAGCCUGACACGGCGGAUAACAACAAGAUGCACCACUAUGAGGUCGUUGUUGAUACACCAAUUGUUCUUUUGAGUGCAAAGUGCAGUGACGAUGCUCUCCAAUUGCCAGAGUACGCUGAAACUAAGACUGCUGAAACUAAGACUGGGAAUGAUGCAACCCUACCCGAACGCCCUGGAGCGAUCAACUUCCGCACACCAUCUUACGUGGGGAAUGGCAUAAGAAUCAGGCCAUUCGACCCUGCAGUAGGUGACUUAUUGCCUUCGUUCGAGGAGGCUACUAUGCCUUCUUCCACUACUAUGAGAUCUUCUUCUGUCACAAGUUUAGACCCCAGCACACCAGCGAAUCCCCCGGCCUACGAACACAUUCCGCAUGGUGGAUUUGAUUCUUCGCAAGAGGCAACAAUUGAUGAUGUCCUAGUAGACGCUAGCCGCGCACUCAGAAGAAAGCCCUCCGCAAUUCGAGCGUCAUUGGAAAGCUCGUUCGCUCAUCCUCAUUCAUCAGCAAGCCAAGCGUCAAGCAGUAGCGAAGUAAGCCCCAUUGAGGGCUUGACACGGUCACUUAAUUCAGAUCUGAUGAGCAGCUCUACAUCUUCGGAGGACCUCUCAUCUCUGAGUCUGCAAAGUGUUUUGAGAAGCACAAGUGAACUUGAUUCCGGUUCUGCUGGGCUGGUUGAUGGAGCGAUUGGUGCCGCAAAUGCGGAUGACAGCUCCGAGAGUCUUGCUGACCCUGUUGAUCUUGAUUCAGAGAGCAUAACAACAGGGGAUAUGCAAUUUGACCAACGUCUUCCGCUUCUACGGAAUGAGAGUAUGAAUGAUGCAGAAGCUAAUGCAAAGACAAUCAUCAAAAAUAGAGGCUUAGCUACGAGUGAUUGGAGCAAAAUGCUGAUGGAGACUUUGAACGAAGAAUCGCAGCCACAAUCUUUGUUUCAUGCAUGCUAGAUUUAAAUUUUUAUUAAUUGACGUAAAGUAUUGUCAUAAUCAUUCAAGCCAAAUGAGAUGCGAGCUGUGCUCGUUAACGCACAUUGAAUAUAGC
Molecule: messenger RNA, 3406 nt
Organism: Metschnikowia bicuspidata var. bicuspidata NRRL YB-4993
Lineage: Eukaryota; Fungi; Ascomycota; Pichiomycetes; Serinales; Metschnikowiaceae
Gene: ECM21
Product: Ecm21p
Exons: 1
Coding region: 265-3312 (1015 amino acids)
Biological process (GO): ubiquitin-dependent endocytosis
Cellular component (GO): cytoplasm; cytosol; plasma membrane
Molecular function (GO): protein-macromolecule adaptor activity; ubiquitin protein ligase binding
Source: RefSeq, a predicted model, not a curated record